Thyridium curvatum is the source of this 984-nucleotide messenger RNA. RefSeq lists its product as uncharacterized. The transcript has 3 exons. Lineage: Eukaryota; Fungi; Ascomycota; Sordariomycetes; Thyridiales; Thyridiaceae. Gene Ontology annotation, molecular function: oxidoreductase activity, acting on the CH-OH group of donors, NAD or NADP as acceptor. The record is from RefSeq and is a predicted model, not a curated record. Bases 1 to 984 code for a protein of 327 amino acids.
AUGGCUCCAUCACUUACAGAGCCCGAGCCUGCGUCCUCAAACGGCCAUAGAGCCGGUGUGAAUGGAAACGGUAUCCAUCAUAAUGGCACAUCAUCUAGCAAAACUACGAACGGAGAGCCCUCGGUGACUACCGUCAAGAAUGCGCCCUCUACCACGAUUCCCAAGUUCGACCUGCCCAAGGAGCUGCCGCCCACAUCAGCGCCCACUGGCAUACCGACACUAUCACUCUUUGACCUGACGGGCAAGACGGCACUCGUUACGGGAGCGAAUGGAGGCAUCGGCGGUGGAAUGGCGCGCGGUCUUGCUGAGGCAGGUGCGGACAUCAUCAUCUUUCAGAUACCGGGCGACGUUUCCAAGUUCAGCGGUCAGCUGGCCGCCGAGACGGGCCGCAAGGUUGCCACGUACGACUGCGAUCUCAGUAUCAGUGCGGAGAUUCGAAAGGCGGUUCAAAAGGUUCUGGACGAUGGACACCAGAUUGACAUUCUGUGCAACGUCGCCGGUAUCAGCAGCGGCUCUAUUCCCAUCUUGUUCGAGACUGAUGAGCACAAGGAUGCGAUCAUCCAAAUCAACUUCAACUCAGUCUGGGUUCUGUCACAAUGCGUGGGACGACACAUGAUCGAGCGUGGUCAGGGUGGAAAGAUCAUCAACAUCUGUUCUCUUGCCGCACACAAGGCCAUGACGACCUUCUCCGUCUAUGGACCUAUGAAGGCUGCGGUUGGACAAGCGACCAAUUCAUUUGCCAAUGAGUUCGGACCAUAUAACAUCCAAGUCAACGCCAUCUAUCCUGGUUGGAUUCACACCGCCCUUGCACAGCGAUUCGUAGACGAUGAGGAAGCAAAUGAAAAGAUCAUCAAGAGCAUUCCGUCAAGGAGAUGGGGCUUGCCGGAUGAUUUCAAAGGCAUCAGUGUCUUCCUCGCGAGCAGUGCUAGCGACUACGUGAAUGGUGCUCGGAUAUUCUUGGAUGGUGGUGCGCAUAGCAUGUAA